Molecule: messenger RNA, 8150 nt
Organism: Bursaphelenchus okinawaensis
Lineage: Eukaryota; Metazoa; Nematoda; Chromadorea; Rhabditida; Aphelenchoididae
Source: the annotation of a GenBank genome assembly
AUGGCGGACGAAUUGGCUCGGCAGCAACAGUAUGAAUACAGAGCGGUAAGUUUGUGGGUUACUUGUUUUAUCAUAAGUAGUUUAAUUUCUUGCUUUUUUUAAUUAAAGAUAUUAAUUUUUGUUAGAAUAACUAAAAAGUAUUUGUUUUAAAGUUAUAUUAGCUUUAUCUUGUUAGCGUUGGUUGCUUUUACGUAAAAUUUGAAACUAUUGGCUUGUUUUAUAUAAACUUUUGUUUGCAGAACAGUAACCUUGUACUUCAAGUCGAUUACAACUACACUGAUCGCAGAAGCCGAGAUGAACCAACCGGUGAAGUGAUGCCUUUGAACAAGGACAGUUUGAGUCGGAUGAAGAUGGGAGACAGAUUUCAACGUACUGAUGCCCCGAAGGAAGCCAAAAAAACCAAGUAAGGUUUUUUAAUUUAUUUGAUUUUUCGGAAUGCCUGACUUUUUGUUUUUUGGAAUGUAUUUUGAGUAAAGAAGUGAAACAAUAUUGAUAUUAAAAUAUUGAUGGCCUCUUUUUAAACAUCUAUUUACUUUUUCAGAAAAACAGGUUCAGGACCGGCCAAGAAGAAGCAGAAGCUAACUGUAGUUGAUGUUGGGGACUUUACUGGCGAUUACAAACCGAGAACUCAAGAGACGCGUCAAAGUUUUGAAAUGAUUCUUAAUUUUGUACAGGAUGCUCUAGGAGAUCACGUAAGUAUUUUCUUUAUUUGGCGAUUUUAUUUUUAUAUUUAUAAAUAAAAUACGUUUUAUGGAAGCUUUUGUUAACAUGGGUUUAAAUAAAGUGUUCGUUAGGUAUGUUUUUUAUUUUCAGCCAAGGGACGUCUUGAUUGGGGCAGCUGAAGAAGUCUUGAAAGUUCUCAAAUGUGAUACCAUGAGGGAGAAAGAACGGCGUCAGGAGACUGAAAUUCUGGUUGAAAAACUGUCAGACGAAAGGUAUGCCGUGCUGGUAAAUUUGUCAAAGCGUAUCACAGAUUUUGAUCUGAAUUUGAAUGAAGAAGAUAACGAGGUAAGGUAUUCAUAUUACAUUUUUCGAUUUUUAGGUUGAAGAAGUUUCGAAAAGGCAAUAAGGAUUACUUUGUUUUUAUUUAUUUCUUUUUUCAGGCCGAAGAAAUUGAUGAAGCUCAAGGUGUGCCAGUACGAUUUGAUGAUGAUGAUGAAGAAGACCCAGAUGAGAUGGCUGAAGAAGUUAAAGAAGGAGACGAUUCAGAUGAAGACGAAGAGAACGGUGUAGAAGCUGUCUUUGAUGGAACGCUACAAGCUCAAGAAGAAGACGAUGUUAAAACUGACGGAAAAAGCUUGUUGAAGCCAACUGACAUUGAUGCUCAUUGGAUUCAGAGGUCAAUGAGAGAAAUCUUUGAGCCAGAAAAAGCUCAAGAAAGGGCUCACGAGGUUCUGAGGAUUCUUGGUGUAAGUUUUUAAUAUUUGUUAUUUAAACCAGCUAGUUUAUUGUGGACGUAGAGUACGUUUAUUUACGAUCUUGUUUUAGGAGUCAAAAGACGACCGUUCAUGUGAAAACGCAUUGGUCAGAUACUUGGAUUAUCAGAAUUUUGACAUUAUCAAAGUGUUCAGAGAGAACCGACAGAUGAUUUAUUGGUGUACUCGCCUGAAGCAAGCUCCAGAAUCAGAACGAGUAGCUAUUGAACACGAGAUGAUCAAAAAUCCGGAAUUGGUUGGAAUUUUACAGCAGUUAAAGGGCGGUGGCGGAGUUGACAUGGUUAAGGUAAUUAAUUCAUAUUUUUUUAGUGUAAUUAAAAAUUUUACUGUAAAUAAUGUAUUAAUAUAGCUAUGAACUGUACCAGAAUAUAUUUUAAUAUUUUUAGACUGAAAAAGAACGAAAAGAAGCCAAAGCCCAAAAGAAACGUGAAGCUGAAGCAGCUCAAGCUCCAAGCUGGGUACAGUCUCGAAAUGUUCUUGACUUGGACGAUAUGGCAUUUGCUCAAGGAUCUCAUUUCAUGAGUAACAAGAAGUGCGUUCUUCCAGAUGGGUCCUUCCGAAAGCAGAAGAAGAGCUACGAAGUUGUUUAUGUACCUGCGUUGAAGCCAGAACCUUUUGAUGAAAACGAAAAGUUGAUCCCGAUUGAAGAACUUCCAAAAUGGGCUCAACCUGGAUUCAAAGGUUUCCAGUCUCUCAACAGAAUCCAAUCUAGGAUCAGCAAAAAAGCGUUAAAGUCGGAUGAUAAUCUGUUGAUCUGUGCGCCUACUGUAAGUAUUUUUUUGCUACAUUUUUUGUUUUGAAUUGACUAAACUUAUAAAGAAUAAACUAUUGUUAAAAUUAUUAUUUUAUUGUUUUUUUAAGUAAGUUAAUUUCAGGGUGCUGGUAAAACAAACGUCGCUGUGAUGUGUAUUCUCCGCGAACUGUCGAAACAUCUGAAUGCUGACGGAUCGGUUAAGAAAGAUGAGUUCAAGUGUGUGUAUGUUGCUCCAAUGAGGUCUUUGGUACAAGAAAUGGUAGGAUCGUUCAAGAAGAGACUUGAGCCUUACGGCCUUGAAGUCGGUGAAAUGACUGGAGACGCCCAGAUGUCUAAAGAGCAGUUCAUGCAGACUCAAGUUAUUGUAUGUACUCCGGAAAAGUACGACAUUGUGACAAGAAAGGGAGGAGAAAGAGCUUACAAUCAGUUGGUCAGAGUUAUCAUCAUUGAUGAAAUCCAUCUUCUGCACGACGACAGAGGACCGGUCUUGGAGUCGAUUGUGGCCAGAACGAUCAGGAACAGCGAGCAAACUCAAGAGAACUGCCGAUUGGUGGGAUUGUCUGCUACUUUGCCCAAUUACAGAGAUGUAGCCGCGUUUUUGAGAGUAAAUGACGACGGAUUGUUUUACUUUAACAACUCGUUCAGACCAGUACCACUCGAACAAGAGUAUAUCGGGAUUACGGAGAAGAAGGCUUUGAAGAGAUAUCAGGCUAUGAAUGAGGUUGUUUAUGAUAAAGUCAUGGAGAACGCAGGAAAAAGUCAAGUGAGUAUUUUUUACUAUUUGGAAGGUGAUAUUUUGUAAUAUUACUUUCUGUUUAAUUUUUGUUAUUACUUUAUCUUUAUUUCCUUUUAUUUUUAGGUAUUAAUUUUUGUUCACUCUCGAAAAGAAACCGCCAAAACAGCCAAAGCCAUCAGAGAUGCCUGUUUGGAACGAGACACAUUGUCAGCCUUCUUACGUGAAGGAUCUGCUUCUACGGAGAUUCUACGGUCAGAAGCUGAAAAUGUGAAAAAUCAGGAUUUGAAAGACCUGCUACCUUAUGGCUUCGGUAUUCACCAUGCUGGUAUGAACCGAAUGGACAGAACAUUGGUCGAGGAUUUGUUUGCCGACAAACAUUUACAAGUUUUGGUAUCUACAGCUACAUUGGCUUGGGGUGUGAAUCUUCCAGCUCAUACUGUAAUGAUCAAAGGAACUCAAAUCUACAAUGCUGAAAAAGGUUGUUGGACUGAGUUGGGAGCUUUGGAUAUUAUGCAGGUAGGUCAAUAUUUUCGGAAUAUUUUUCACUUUUGGCAACGUUUAAAUUAUUUAUUAAUUUUUGAUUUUUAUAGAUGAUGGGACGUGCAGGAAGACCUCAGUUCGACUCCGUUGGUAAAGGUAUUCUGAUCACUCACAAUUCGGAACUUCAAUAUUACCUAAGUCUGCUUAACCAACAACUACCGGUCGAAUCUCAAAUGGUAUCCAAACUACCUGAUAUGCUGAAUGCUGAAAUUGUUCUUGGCACGAUAAACAAUGUGAACGAUGCGAUGGAAUGGAUCGGAUACACUUAUUUAUAUGUCAGAAUGAUCCACUCACCCACUUUGUAUGGUAUAUCUCAUGAUAUUGCCAGAAAGGAUGAGUUACUGGAUCAACCAAGAGCUGAUCUUGUUCACACGGCUUGCUUAAUGCUAGACAAGGGUAACCUGAUAAAAUACGACAAGAAAUCAGGGCUGGUACAAGCGACCGAAUUAGGAAGAAUUGCCUCUCAUUUCUACUGUACCUUCGAGAGCAUGGAGACCUAUAACAAGUUGUUGAAGGAAACAGCUACUGAAACUGACCUCUUCAGAAUCUUCUCAAUGUCUUCUGAAUUCAAACACAUUCACGUCAGAGAAGAAGAGAAGUUAGAGCUUCAGAAGUUGUCCGAACAUGUUCCAAUCCCAAUCAAGGAAAGUCUGGACGAACCAUCGGCUAAAGUCAACGUGUUGUUGCAGGUAAGAGAUCAUUUUUCCGGUUUUCUUAUAUACAUUUGUGUUUUUAACCUUUCAGGUCUAUGUUUAAAAUUAAUGUUUCAGACCUACAUCUCUCAGCUCAAACUGGACGGAUUCUGUCUCCAAAGUGAUAUGGUUUUUGUUUCUCAGUCAGCUGGUCGAUUGUUCCGUGCCAUUUUUGAGAUUGUAUUGUGGAGAGGAUGGGCUCAACUGGCUCACAAAGUUUUGUCGCUUUGUAAAAUGGUGAAUGCCAGACAAUGGCAGAGUUUGAAUCCCCUUCAUCAGUUCACCAAGAUUCCGAAGGAUAUUGUCAGAACAUUGGACAAAAAAAACAUUCCAUUCGACCGGUUGUACGACUACAAUGAACAUCAACUUGGAGAUCUGGUCAGAGCGGCGAAACUCGGAAAGCCAUUGUACAAGUUAAUUCGGCAGAUUCCAAAGUUGGAUCUACAAGUAUUAGUAUUGCCAAUCACAAGGUCAACACUUCAAGUUGAGUUAGCCAUCACAGCCGACUUCAAAUGGGACGAGAAGGUGCACGGUAAAGCAGAAGGCUUCUGGAUCUUUGUAGAAGAUGUAAACGGCGAAGUCAUCUUACACAGCGAGUAUUUCAUUCUUAAGGAGAGAUACUACGAAGAUGAACAUGUGGUCAAGAUGUUUGUACCGGUAUUUGACCCUCUGCCUCCACUUUAUUUCAUCAGAGUUAUUAGCGACAGAUGGCUGGGAUCCGAGACAGUAAUGCCAGUCAGCUUCAGAUACUUAAUUCUGCCUGAAAAGUACCCGCCACCAACUGAGCUUCUGGAUCUGCAGCCACUUCCUUUGAGUGCUUUGAAUAACAAAAAGUUUGAAUCUGUCUUCAGAGAACGAGGAAUCAGAGUCUUCAAUCCAAUUCAAACUCAAGGUAAACUAUUUCCGUUUUUAUUGUUUCUGUGAUGUUUUCUAGAGUUUUUUUAUAGUUAUGUAGUAAUUUUUUACAUAUUUCAGUAUUCCGUUCUUGCUACGAAACCAACGACAACGUGUUCAUUGGAGCUCCAAAUGGAAGUGGAAAAAGAGUUUGUGCCGAAUUUGCCUUGCUACGACACUUUGACAACAAUCCAAACGCCAAGGCUGUUUAUUGUACACAACGAGAAGAAAUUGCUCAGAAGGUUGGUUUCUUGUUCUGUUUCUUAUGUUUACUGUUUAUGGUGUUAAAGUGCUUAAGGUUGCUUUUUUUGAAAUUAUUUUAAUAGGGCCUUGUGCACAUAAGUAUUUUUCAUAUAUUUAAAGAAACGUUAUUUUUUGUUUAAGAAAUGUAAUUUCAGGUAUUCAACGAAUGGACAGAACGCAUUGGCCCAGUCCUCGACAAAACUGUUGUCCAACUGACCGGUGACUCGAGCAUUGACUUGAAACUGAUGCAGAAGGGUGAUAUUAUCAUUGCCACCGCGGAACGUUGGGACCACAUGUCCAGAAGAUGGAAACAAAGAAAGAAUGUCAUGGCGGUAAAGUUGUUCAUUGUGGACGACUUGCAGAUGGUCGGAUACGCUGGAGGUACGGUAUUGGAAGUUGUAUGCAGCAGAAUGAGAUACAUGGGAGGUCAAUUGGAAGACGAAACUGGAAAACUGAGAAUUGUGGCAUUGAGCACGAGCUUGGCCAACGCCAAGGAUGUUCAGAAUUGGCUGGGAGUUUCGGUGUCUGCCAAUUACAACUUCCCUCCUAAUGCUAGACCAUUGCCAUUGGAUCUGUAUCUACAAGGUGAGGAAAUACGCGUAUAAUCAGAUUAUUUACACUAUUAUUAUUGUUUGAGUGAUGAUUUUUAUUGCAAAAGUACCUAUUAUUAGUUUAAUUUUUGAUUUUUCAGGGUUCAACCUAGCCCAUACAGAAUCCAGACUAGCUGCAAUGACUCGUCCCUUAUACACAGCCAUUUGCAAACAUGGUGGAAAGCUGGAACCCAAACCAGCAAUCGUAUUCGUCCCAACUCGACGACAAGCCCGCCCAACAGCUUUUGAUCUGCUGACUUUGGCUAAAGCUGAAAAUCAACCGGACAGAUUCUUACAUGUGAAUCCAGAAGACGAAGUCUUCCAGAAUUUGGUCAAUGCCAUUUCUGAUUCAAGUAUCAAGGAAUCGGCCAAAAGAGGAGUUGGAUAUUAUCAUGAAGGAACCAACAACAAGGACGUCCAGAUUCUUGAAACAUUGUUCUCUGCAGGCACUAUUCAGGUUAGUUAAAUUAACGAUACUGUUUAGAAAAUCUAUUUAAUUGUUAUUUAUUUGCUGUUUUGCCAUAUUAGUAUUUGAGUUCCUACAUUCUUGAUUUUUAGGUAUUGAUUGUACCAAGGACAAUGUGCUACAGUGUCAACGUGUACUCUCAUUUGGUAGUGAUAAUGGACACACAAUACUAUGAUGGAAAGACUCAUACUGAACAUGAUUACCCCAUCCCUGACAUCUUGCAGAUGCUCGGUAUUGCAAACAGACCAAAUGACGACCAAGAUUGUAAGCUAAAAUCAUUGUGAUGCCACUAUUAUAUCGUAUAACAUUUAAAUUUAGAGCAUUAGUUUUUAUUAUCGUAGUUUUGUUUGUUUACUUUCGUAAUAAAAUAUGUGAUUUUCAGCAAAAUGUGUUUUGAUGUGUCAGUCCUCGAAACGUGACUUCCUCAAGAAGUUCCUGUUCGAGCCUCUGCCAGUGGAAAGUCACCUCGAUCACGACCUCCAUGAUCAUUUCAAUGCCGAAGUUGUGACGAAGACAAUCGAAAACAAACAAGAUGCCAUCGACUACCUCACAUGGACGUUGUUGUACAGGAGAAUGACCCAGAACCCCAACUACUACUCGCUUCAAGGUGUCACGCAUCGUCAUCUCAGCGACGCCCUGUCAGAGCUGGUAGAGAAUACGCUCAAAGACCUGGAGAGUUCCAACUGCAUUGCCAUCAAGGAUGACAUGGACACGAUACCAUUGAAUCCAGGCAUCAUUUGUGCUUACUAUUACAUUCGACAUGCCACCAUUGACACAUUCCAAAUGGCUCUGAAGAAGCGCAUGAAGGCCAAGGCUAUUCUCGAGAUCGUGAGCUAUGCUGACGAAUUUAAGGACAUGCCAAUCAGAGAGAAGGAAGAAGCCACCUUGAAGAAAUUGGCACAAACCCUACCAAAUGUCCAAAACAGCCAAAAAUGGUCAGAUCCUCAUGUUAAAGUACAUCUCCUACUCAACGCUCACCUCAGCAGAAUCCAAUUGUCAGCUGAAUUAACCAAAGACACCGAGCAAAUAUUGCCUAAAGCAGUUAGACUAAUCCAAGCCUGUGUUGAUGUUCUUGGAAGUCACGGUUAUCUAAACAGUGCCAUCAAUGCAAUGGAGCUUUGCCAAAUGCUGACACAAGCUGUUUAUGCUGGACAACACUGUCUGACUCAGCUCCCACACAGCUCGAACGAUUUGAUUGAAAGGGCCAAGAAGUCGAACGUGGAAACAAUUGUGGACCUCCAGGAAUUGGAAGAUGACGUUAGAAACGAUCUUCUUCAAAUGCAGAAGGCCCAGCUGAUUGAUGUGGCCAAGUUCUGUAACAAUUACCCUGCUUUGGUGUUGGAGUACGAGCACGAGCCAAAGAAACCUACAGAAGGACAACCAGUUGUCUUCACGGUAUGUUUUUCGAUUUUAGUUUUUUAGCUAAAGCUUAAUACGACUUUAAAUUAGUAAGAUUAUAAUGUAUCUUCCUCGAUGACAUAUUGUUUUUUCAGAUCCAAAUCGAAAGAGAGAACGUGGACGAACGUACCGGCGCAGCGCCUCCAGUCGUAGCACCGUACUGGCCACAGAAGCGAAAGGAAGAAGGCUGGUGGCUGGUCAUCGGCGACACAGAUCCAGAAUCCACUCACCCAUUGUUAUGUAUCAAACGAAUUUCGGUAAACCAACAAUCGGCUGUCAAGUUGGACUUUGUACCACAACGAGAAGGAACAUAUGAUCUGAAGCUCUACUUCAUCUGUGAUUCGUACAUUGGAGCCGAUCAGGAGUACGAUAUCAAGCUGAAAGUACGGCGAGAUCACUAA